CUGCAUGGCAUUGGCUAUCGUUUCUUCGAACAUCAGUUUGCUUAUCAUAUUUCAAUUAUAUGUUUUCAUACACAUGAUUGUUUGAUCUGACAACUAUUGCCACUGAGAUAUUAGUUAUAUCCCAACGUUGGAUUUACCAGAAGGGGAAUUAAAAUGGCGGAAGACUUUCGCAAUGAUGAAGAAGAGGAGUUGCGUGAGGCUUGUGGCGUGUUUGGCUGUGUUGCGGCGUUACCGGGGAAGUGGCCAACACAACUAGACAUCGCUCACAUCAUACACCUGGGACUAGUGGGAUUGCAGCACAGGGGACAGGAGAGUGCUGGUAUUGUCACAAGUAUGGGAAAUGGCCGAACACGGCAGAAGAAAGGAAUGGGGUUUGUGGGAGCUGUAUUUUCAGAAGAAGACCUACAAAAGCUCAAGGGAAAUAUUGGAGUAGGCCACACCCGCUACUCCACGCAAGGUGCAUCAGAGCUGGUGAACAUCCAGCCGUUCGUUGUGGAGACAAUACAUGGGCUCAUCACUGUAGCUCACAAUGGGGAGCUGGUAAACGCUGCUGCUCUCAAGAAAGAGGUGUUACUACAUGGUGUAGGGUUGUCCACAGCCUCAGACAGUGAACUGAUCACACAGCUCCUGACCAGGACUCCAGAAUGUGGGGAGCCAGAAGGAGUCAACUGGGUCGGCAGAAUCAAGGCAUUGAUGUCAAAAGCGCCGACAUCAUAUUCAUUGGUUGUAAUGCAUGAAGACAAACUGUAUGCAGUCCGGGAUCCCUAUGGCAACAGACCACUGUGUAUCGGGAAGUUACUGCCUGCAGCUGUACUUACAGGCAAAUUUGAUGUCAACAAUGAAGCUGCCGAAGGAUGGGUCGUGUCUUCAGAGUCGUGUACAUUUCAUUCAGUUGGUGCAAGGUACCACAGAGAGGUGCUACCAGGUGAGAUUGUAGAAAUCAGCAGAGAAGGGGUUAAAUCUCGACACAUCGUCCCCAGACCUAACGGAGGACCGCCAGCAUUCUGUAUAUUUGAAUAUGUAUACUUUGCAAGGCCUGACAGUAUAUUUGAAGAUCAGAUGGUGUAUCGGGUACGACAGCGAUGUGGAGCCCAGCUAGCUAAGGAGUUCCCUGUUGAUGUUGACCUUGUCAGUACUGUUCCAGAAUCUGCCACCCCUGCAGCUAUGGAGUAUGCCAAGACGCUUGGAAUCCCUUAUCAAGAGGUUUUGUGUAAGAACCGAUAUGUCGGGAGGACGUUUAUUCAACCUAGCAUGCGUCUACGACAGCUUGGGGUCGCCAAGAAGUUCGGACCUAUCACUGACAACUUUAAGGACAAGAAAAUAGUGCUACUGGAUGAUUCCAUUGUUCGAGGAAACACAAUGAGAGCCAUUGUCAGAUUACUGAAGGCUUCUGGGGCCAAAGAGGUACAUAUCCGAGUUGCCUCUCCCCCCAUCAAGUACCCCUGCUACAUGGGGAUCAACAUCCCAACGAAGGAGGAACUGGUCGCAAACCAGAUGCCGAUGGAAAAGAUUGCCGAUUACUUUGGUGCUGAUAGUUUACACUACUUGACAGUUGAAGGGUUACAGAGGGCUGUAGAAGAAGGCAUUAAGUCCGGCCAGGAACACGGUCACUGUACUGCAUGUCUCACAGGGAACUACCCUACCAAGUUGGACUGGUGACGUUGUAAACUGUAAGCCAGAAGGUUUAAAUGAUACGGUGAAAGAUGAACACCACAAAGGGUAUACUCAUCCAUAUUGGUGCUCAGUUAUAUAUAGCUUUAUAGAGCCAAUUGUUGAGGAGUCCAUGGACCUAACUCUUACAGUGAAUUGUUUUGCUCAACUUUAUUGGUGUACACUUCCAAAUUUCUGUUAACCAUUACUAACAUUUAAUAGGGCUGAGGUCAGUGCUUUCAUUCACUAAAGACUGGGAUUCCACGUUGGGUAGAGAUCUCACUGACCUGGUUGAUGGCAUGUCAUGUUGACAUGGAGUUUUGCUCAUUAUAUUAAUCACUAGUUUCUCUGAUCCAUUUGUAUUCUGUCAACCAAACUCCAUUGUUAACCAUUCAUACGGCUGAACUUCGAGUUACUUUGACGAUCAUGGUCAAUGCUUUCAUUCACUAAUGGUGGGGAAUAUAUGUUAGAGCAGGGCCCCGUUUCACAAAGUACCUUCUAUACUGUAACAUAGACUUACAACAGUCGAAGCACUACGAUAGCUUUGUGAAACGGGGACCAGGUCCCCAGCAAUGCCUGCUUAUAGUAUGACUUGGUUGGUCAAUCUCAGUCACCUGAUUGAUGGCAUGUCAGCUCACCUCAACAUAGAUCUUUGCUCAUUUUAUGAUCACUAGUUUGUCUGAUCCAUUUGUUUGGAGACCUCGUUUAUAAGGGACCCUGUGAUUGUAUAUUCCAGGUUAAAAGUAUAGUUUCUUUGUGGAAGUGAAAAUGAAAUGUUUCAGGUGGUCAGGCCACGUAGCCUAAUUAAUGUCUUGUCAUUGCAAUCUGACAGCAUAUGAAAAUACUCAUAGUAUCAAUCACUGGUUUGUCUGGUCCGAGACUUGAUUUACAGGUUGCUGUAAUUUAGUUGGAUUAUUGUCGAGUGGGGCAUUAACAACAAUGCUUAAAGAAGCAGAGUGGUGUACAUGCUUACUUGUCAUGUGUAAGUUCUCAAUUUCCGUGUUAGAAAUAUUUCUGCAAGAUUUCAUCAUGAAACACGGAUACAGUCUGUAGCUUUCAUAUCCUUUGUUAUUUAUUACAUACAUUAGUUCUCUCAAAGAGAAAUACUCUGCUUAAAUUGUCAGUGUAUUGUACCAGAUGGAGAUGCAUUUUCUAUAAUGGCAAAAUUGUUAAUGUUUUUAUGACUGUGGUAGUGGUUGUGUUUCCACAUUAACCGUUACAAUUUCUUAUAAUUAUGACAAUAUUCAACAUUGUACAGAUGGUAUUGGUGACCCUACUUACUGCAUAGAGUUGUGCCCCUUGGGAUCUGCUGUUCAUAUCUUGAGGAUCUUAAUGUAAGUUUUGGUCCUUGGUUUCAAACACCCUCCUGUGUCAGUAACAUACAGGAUUUUGUACCCACCUGAACCUGAUACGACCUGGUAUAUCAAGGUAUUGUUUGUAUUGUUGAACAUGGAAUAUAUUCUUCAAGCAUAAUAUUUAUCUUGUAUUGAUCUUAAUGAAAUACUUCUAUUCACUAAUGAGCCUAGGUAGGUGUUCAGUUUCUGGUUUUCAUUAAUGGAGAAGUGGCAAUAAUUUGCUCAAAGAUUUGCAUUAAAUCUUCUUUUUACCUACUCACUCAUUCAUUCAUGGGCCUGUCCUGUUUAAAUAUUACUGGCCAACGACAUUCUGAUAAAUACCUAUAUAUUCACUCAUUCAUUCAUGAGCCUGUCCUGUUUAAAUAUUACUGGCCAAUGACAUUCUGAUUAAUACCUAUAUAUUCACUCACUCAUUCAUGGGCCUGUCCUAUUUAAAUAUUACUGGCGAAUGACAUUCUGAUUAAUACCUAUAUAUUCACUCACUCAUUCAUGGGCCUGUCUUAUUUAAAUAUUACUGACCAAUGAUAUUCUGAUGAUGACCUAUAUAUUUACUCACUCACUCAUUCAUGGGCCUGUGCUAUUUAAAUAUUACUGGCCAAUGACAUGGUGAUAAUUACCUAUACAUGUAUAUCCACUACAGAUGUAUACAAAAUAAUUUACCAAACUGUCAUGGCAAGACAUUUCGCUCAUAUCUCUGGUCUCUACAAUUCAGAUUCCUUACUGCGAAAUAACGUCAUGUACUGAUACUCUCAGUUAAUGUGUUCUUUAACUUCUUUUGAGAAAUUCGUUACCCUGGUAACAUGUUGUCGGGAGCUCUUGUGGUGAUAAGGCAACAAAAAACAAACACUUCACAUUUCAUUCUCCAUUUCUGGUCAAAUUAUUGUAAAGUAUAUAUACAUGGCAAACAAAAUAAUUCAUUUAAGGCAUCAGUAUGUAUGGUUCCACUCAGAGGGUACAUCUCCCCUCCAAUAAGCCAUCAACUUACAAGGUACACGUAAUACACCUGAUAAUACUGUUAUUAUUGGCAGUUAUCGUACUGCUUUCACACGUUAUAGUGUGUUAAACAUCUAUGUUUGUACAUAGUUUAUUACAUUUAUUAUGUAUCACAUAUGUAUCGAUCAAGUUCAAGUUGUUAUUCAACUGAUGUCUUGUACCUUGGUUGUAGAAGUCCUGCCUGUACAUAUUAACAACUUCAUGAUUGUCUUAGAUUAGGUUUUUGUGUAAGAUGCCUUUAAUAAACUAAAGGCAUUUGUGGAUAUAUUUUUUUCAAUAAAAACUUAAAGCUGCA
Messenger RNA from Haliotis rubra (blacklip abalone), 4293 nucleotides. Its product is annotated as amidophosphoribosyltransferase-like. Gene Ontology annotation, biological process: purine nucleotide biosynthetic process; purine nucleobase biosynthetic process. The record is from RefSeq and is a predicted model, not a curated record. NCBI's taxonomy places the organism in Eukaryota, Metazoa, Mollusca, Gastropoda, Lepetellida, Haliotidae. Gene Ontology annotation, molecular function: amidophosphoribosyltransferase activity.